ACAAAGGAAGUGAACUUGGAGAUGGCCAGCAGCUCCAUGUCACACAGCAAUGACACUGACAUAAAUGGCUCUUGAGAGCAAGGACUGGCAGGACCUGGCUACAGAUAUGGGGACUCACGUUGAGGUGGCACUGCUCACCUGGAGCAGCACACUGGAGUCACCUGGGACCAGCCUCCUAGAAGUCCAGAUGCGCCCGCCUGCCAGAGAGCUCCGAGAUUUUUCAAAACUCCUAGAGACAGUGGUUUUCAGCAACGGCGGGCACAUUAGCAUCACCCGGGACCCUGAAAAAGCCGGUUGGCCCAGGCGGCCCUCGCCCAGACCAAUUCAUCAGAACCUCUUGGGGUGGGGUGGGGCGGGGCUGGGAUGGGGAGCGGCAGCCGGGGUAUCAAUAUUUUUGAAAACUGCCUGAAUAACUCCAACGCUCAAGCAAGUCAAGGACACCCACGGACUCAACACCGCGACCAGAUUGGAAAAGGUGUUGGUCGACAACUUCUGCAUUUGCGAAGAGUGCAGCGUCCCUCGCUGUCUCAUGUAUGAGAUUUACGUGGAGACCUGUGGGCAAAACACUGAGAACCAAGUCAACCCGGCCACCUUUGGGAAGCUUGUGAGAUUGGUUUUUCCGGACCUUGGCACCCGGAGGCUGGGCACUAGAGGAAGUGCCAGGUAUCAUUAUGAUGGAAUCUGUAUCAAGAAAAGCUCUUUCUUCUAUGCCCAGUAUUGCUACCUGAUAGGUGAAAAAAGGUAUCACAGUGGAGAUGCCAUUGCCUUUGAAAAAUCUACUAAUUAUAACAGCAUUAUCCAACAAGAAGCAACAUGUGAAGAUCAUUCACCGAUGAAGACAGACCCAGUUGGAUCCCCUUUGUCUGAAUUCAGGAGAUGUCCAUUUCUGGAGCAAGAACAGGCAAAGAAAUACUCCUGUAAUAUGAUGGCCUUCCUUGCUGACGAAUACUGCAACUAUUGUCGAGACAUUUUACGAAAUGUGAGGAACUGAGAACUUGAGAGGGUGGAGGACUUGCUUACUUCCUUCUGGAAGUCUCUGCAGCAAGACACAGUCAUGCUGAUGUCAUUGCCUGACGUGUGCCAGCUCUUUAAAUGCUACGACGUCCAGCUGUACAAGGGAAUUGAGGAUGUUCUCCUUCAUGACUUCUUGGAAGAUGUUUCUAUUCAGUACCUGAAAUCUGUGCAGUUAUUUAGUAAGAAAUUUAAGCUGUGGCUCCUUAAUGCUUUGGAAGGUGUUCCAGCCCUCUUGCAGAUCUCCAAACUCAAAGACUAUGCGAAUGGUAUUGAAAAGUAAGAGGCGUGUCAGCGUUUUGAAGUCAGAUCUACAGGCCAUCAUCAAUCAAGGCACUUUGGCUACUUCUAAGAAAGCCCUGGCAAGUGACCGGAGUGGCGCAGAUGAACUGGAGAACAACCCAGAGAUGAAAUGUUUAAGAAACUUAAUUUCUUUGCUGGGAACAUCAACAGAUCUCAGGGUAUUCCUCAGCUGUCUGUCUUCACAUCUCCAAGCAUUUGUGUUCCAGACAAGCAGAAGCAAAGAAGAGUUUACCAAAUUGGCCGCCAGCUUCCAGCUGAGAUGGAAUCUUCUUCUCACUGCUGUAAGCAAAGCCAUGACCCUCUGCCACAGAGAUAGUUUUGGCUCCUGGCAUCUGUUUCACUUGUUGCUUUUGGAAUAUAUGAUUCAUAUACUUCAGUCAUGCCUAGAGGAGGAAGAGGAGGAGGAGGACAUGGGGACUGUCAAGGAAAUGCUACCAGAUGACCCGACUCUCGGCCAGCCAGACCAGGCACUUUUCCAUUCUCUGAAUUCCUCACUGUCGCAGGCGUGUGCCAGCCCCAGCAUGGAGCCACUGGGGGUGAUGCCCACACACAUGGGCCAGGGCCGAUAUCCCGUGGGUGUGAGCAACAUGGUCCUCAGGAUCCUGGGCUUCCUGGUGGACACUGCCAUGGGCAAUAAGCUCAUCCAGGUGCUGUUGGAAGAUGAAACCACUGAAAGCGCAGUUAAACUCAGCCUUCCUAUGGGACAAGAAGCCCUCAUAACCCUAAAAGAUGGACAACAAUUUGUGAUUCAGAUAUCAGAUGUACCCCAAAGCUCUGAAGAUAUUUAUUUCAGAGAAAACAAUGCUAAUGUGUGAGAUUAUUUAUUUGAAUAGAGAAUAAGAAAACUGAUAGACUUGCAUUCUUAAAAAUAUUAAAUACUAAAGUUUUUCUAUUGACGAAAGAUGAUGUUAUGUAUAUAAUAGAUGUAGCAUUGUCUAUUUUAUGUUUAUAUGUAUUUCAAGGAGGUGGUUUCGAUAAAAUAUGUAAACUGAUUUGGAGAAUAA
Homo sapiens (human) is the source of this 2318-nucleotide messenger RNA. It is a transcript of the gene RFX8, whose product is annotated as regulatory factor X8. Gene Ontology annotation, cellular component: nucleus. The coding region runs from base 1221 to 2129 and encodes 302 amino acids. The record is from RefSeq and is marked validated. Gene Ontology annotation, biological process: regulation of DNA-templated transcription. Lineage: Eukaryota; Metazoa; Chordata; Mammalia; Primates; Hominidae. The transcript is spliced from 14 exons. Gene Ontology annotation, molecular function: DNA binding; DNA-binding transcription factor activity.